AUGUCUUCCUUCCCACCUCCACUCUUCCCAAAAGCUCUCCCGCCUGGGGGGAAAAUUGCCCUUCUCUCCCCUUCGGGCCGCAUAAAACACAUAAUCCCCGCACCUGCAAAACGCGCCGAGACCCUUCUGCGGUCUCUGGGCUACACCGUCACCACAAUCUUCUCUAAUGCGGGGGAGUCCUCCGCCACCGCCGUCGCCGAGGAUGGGGUCGACCCCGUCGACGCCUCCAUCCGCAACCGCCUCGCCGAGCUCCGCGCCGCCUUCGCCGACCCCACCGUCGACAUGAUCCUCUGCACCCUCGGCGGCUCCACGAUGACUGAGCUCAUCCCCUAUAUCGUCGAGGACUCGUCGCUUCACGUCCUGGUCCGCGAGAACCCAAAGAUCGUCGUGGGCUACUCCGACAUCACCGUCCUGCACUGGUGCCUGCGCGCCCUCACCGGCCUCCGGACCUUCUACGGGCCCUGUGCGUUCCUGGAGCUCAGCGGAGACGCGACGUCCACCCUGUCCUCCGUCGCCUCCUUCGCCCCUUCCACCUCGGUGCCGCAGGACCCGGAAGAGGGCGACGCCUACGUCCAGGACUUUCACCUUGCCACCCUCCUCCAGACCAUCUCUCACCCGGGUCAACCCCUAGGCCCUGUCCCCCGCUCCAGGUUCUACGCGCCCCUCGUACCCUCCUACUUCUUCUUGCCCCCGUCGCCGCCGCCGCCAAAGAACACGCGCUCCCUCAUCCCCUCCCCGGCGUGGACCUGGCUCCGCCCCGGUCGCGCCGAGGGCCGCCUCUUCGGCGGGUGCCUCACGGUCGUUUCCCGCAUCCAGGGAAUCCCGCGAAUCACCCCCGACUGGCGAGGCAGGAUCCUCUUCCUUGAGUCCGCGACGGGGGAGGGCGACCAGGCCAAGGGAAACCCGUUGGGCAGGGUGCAGCAGGCAGUCGCGGACCUUGCGGCGCGUGGCGUCUUCGAUGAGCUCGGUGGGUUGGUCAUCGGGCGGCCGUACGGGUACAACACGGAAAAGCAGAGGACCCAGUACGCCGCAGUUUUCCGUAGUCUGCUUUGCCACGGCCGGCUGGCGAAUCGCAGGUUUCCGAUUCUGAUGAACGUCGAUGUGAGCCAUACCUCGCCCAAGGUGACGUUGCCAAUGGACGCGCUGGCGUUGCUGGACUCGGACAAGGACGAGUUCGCCAUCAUCGAGGCGGCCGUAAUCUAA
Molecule: messenger RNA, 1203 nt
Organism: Colletotrichum higginsianum IMI 349063
Lineage: Eukaryota; Fungi; Ascomycota; Sordariomycetes; Glomerellales; Glomerellaceae
Product: LD-carboxypeptidase
Exons: 1
Coding region: 1-1203 (400 amino acids)
Source: RefSeq, a predicted model, not a curated record